GCCACGCCGCGGCCGCUUGUGCCCGCCCGCUUCCCGCCUCCGUCCCGCGGCCCCCGGCACCAUGUCGGUGGAACUGGAAGAAGGCGAUCUGCCCCUGACCGAGGCGGAGGAGGCGCCGAUCUCCGCCGAGAAGAAAGCGGCCUCUAAGAAGGCGAAAGCCGGCGGUUCUUCGUUAUCGCCAUCGAAGAAAAGAAAGAACAACAAGAAGAAGAACCAGCCGGGCAAGUACAGCCAGCUGGUGGUGGAGACCAUCCGCAAGCUGGGCGAGCGCAACGGCUCCUCGCUGGCCAAGAUCUACAACGAGGCCAAGAAGGUGGCGUGGUUCGAUCAGCAGAAUGGGCGCACCUACCUGAAGUACUCCAUUAAGGCGCUGGUGCAGAACGACACGCUGCUGCAGGUCAAGGGCACCGGCGCCAACGGCUCUUUCAAGCUCAACAAAAAGAAGCUGGAGGGCGGUGGGGACGGGGCCGCGGGCGGCGGCGCGCAUAGAGCCCCCAGGAAGGCGGCGGCCGCCGCGUCCCGGCGGGCGGAGAAACCCGCGGGCAAGAGCCAGAAGGCCGAGAAGAAAUCGCACAAGAAGGGAGCGGGCGGCGCGGCGGCCAGGAAGGACAAAGCCAAGAAGGCCGCUAAGAAGGGAGCCGCGUCCCCCGGGGGCAAGAAGGUGAAGAAGUCCGCGAAGCCCAAGGCGCUCAAGGGCCGGAAGGCAUGAGGGGGGGCGCGGCGCGGGGGGCGCUCCCCGCCCGGACUGGGGGGCGCGGGGCAGGCUGCUCUGCGGGCGGACUCCGGGGGGCCGCUCCAUGUGCCCCAUCCCCCUCCGUCUCGCCUCGUUUUUCCUCCCCGCUCCUCCCGCCCGCCCGCCUCUUUCCGAUCGCUCCCUUUUGUUUUCGGCCGCGCCCCUCCCCGCUCGCAGGCUCUUUCGGAUCACCCCCGGCCCCUCUCCCCGCCGCCUCGCGGGGCUUUUUCCCGCCCGGUUUCCAUAGCAGCCGCUCGGCGCCCCCGCUGCCCCCGCGCCA
Molecule: messenger RNA, 1013 nt
Organism: Lagopus leucura (white-tailed ptarmigan)
Lineage: Eukaryota; Metazoa; Chordata; Aves; Galliformes; Phasianidae
Product: histone H1.10
Exons: 1
Coding region: 62-709 (215 amino acids)
Biological process (GO): nucleosome assembly
Cellular component (GO): nucleosome
Molecular function (GO): DNA binding; structural constituent of chromatin
Source: RefSeq, a predicted model, not a curated record